AUGCAUGUAAUCAGCUUUUUGACCAGUUAUGUACUAGCAUAUCUUGGAUUUACAAUGAUAUAUCAUGCAUUAGCUGUUACUGCUGUCCCACCAGAAUGUCCUUAUCGAAUUAUUUUUCAUGCUAUGAGUAAUGCAAAUUUUUGGUUGUUAACAAUUAUAACUAUACUUUUGGCAUUAUUACCCAGACUGCUUAUGAUUACAAUAAAAAAUACAUUUCAUCCCAGUAUGGAUACUGUUGCUAAUCUGCUUGCAAAACGUUUUGGACGUGGUAAACAUUUACCUUUACAGUCUUAUUUACUACGUGUACCAUAUUCAUAUAUGAUGAGAAAUCGAUUUUCUAUCUUACCUACAAUGAAUCAUAUUUCAUCUUAUACUUCUGAAAUAAAUAUCAAUAGAUCUACUGAACAUGGAGUAUAUAUUCAUGAUCUUGUUCAUGCUGGUAGUGGUGUUGAUAUAGAUGAUAGUACUGAAUUUGAACAUUAUACAACAAUGAAUGGAAUAUCUAAUCCUUCAAAACAUAGUACAGAAUUGGCUACAAUAACUGAGACACCAAUUCAUAUUAUUUCACAUUUAGUUCGACUUUUUAGUUUAAGUAGUCAAAUAAUUCGAGGUGUACCACCUGAUACUACUACUUCUACUACUGUUACUGUUACAAAUUAUCAAAAACGUUUUCAUCGAAAUUAUCAUACAUUUUAUGAAAAUUUACUAUCUAAUCAAAGAUUAUUAAUACGACAAGAAAGUGUAGCAAAUUUUGAUGAUGAAGAUAAUGAUAAUAAUGAAGGAGAUCGUUAUAAUAAUAAUAAUAAUGGAGAUUCAAGUAGGCCAAAAAUACCUGCAUUAUGGCCAGCAAUCAAUCCAAAUAAUAGAAUGAUUAAAGUGUUUGGUUAUCGAGAGAGAGCAUUAAAACGUCAACGACACCAGAUCAAGCAACAACAACAUCAAUACUCCACCUAUCCUUCAACUCGAUCAUCUGGACAACGACCACCAUUAUAUCAAGAUGAUAAUUUUCUAUUUGGUUUAACACCUAGUCAAUAUCCACCACCAUAUCGAUCUAAAGAAGAUGUCAAUGAAUAA
Molecule: messenger RNA, 1074 nt
Organism: Heterobilharzia americana
Lineage: Eukaryota; Metazoa; Platyhelminthes; Trematoda; Strigeidida; Schistosomatidae
Source: the annotation of a GenBank genome assembly